AGAAAUCCGCCAUUUUAUGUCAAACACACACGCACACAGCAAAACAAUAAACCAAGAGAGGGAGAAAGAGAAAGAAAGAGCUAAUCAGAAAUAAAUGUGAAUUAUAGUUAUUAAACACACAUAUAGAAAGGGAGGGGGAUUUAAAGUGUGUCUCAACUGAGGGCUGAAGAUGUCCGUCGACAGGAGAGAUGAGAAAGAUGGGGAACUGAAUGUGCUGGAAGACAUUUUAACUGAUGCUCCUGACCAGGAUGAUGAGCUCUACAACCCGGAGAGUGAACAUGAUAUAAAUGAGAAAAAAGGGUUUAAAAGGAAGAACAAACGAGGAGACAGCCAUGGUUCAAAACGGCUCAGAUCCUCUGGACAUGCCACCAGACAGCCUUUAAAGAGAGCCACCCCUGCUGCUGGAUCAAACGGCAAAAAGAGCAUCUUUCCUAGAGAAAGACAUGCCCCGGAAAAUGUCUAUGAUGACAGAAAGAACCAUGCUGAAAGAGUGGAUGUGUCUCGGGGGGAUCUACCUGGAGGAUAUGGAGACAAAGGCCUGUCCCGCAGCAGAGACUCACAGAGACGAAUCAAACCCCUGUUGCCUGAGUUGACAGAGAAGAUGAGGACUAGUGAGGACAGCACAGGCAGAGCAAGCCACUCGUCUAGAGAGGAAGAGGCUCAUUCAGAAGAAUACGCAUCUGAGCAGGAGACAGGCAGCUCUGUGGCUUCCACUGAGGGCAACCAAUCCGAUGUUGAGGAGGAAGAGGUCAUGGAAGAAGAAGGAGAAGAGAAGGAAGUGGAAGAGGAAGAAGAGGAAGAGUAUGAACUGGAGGAAGAGGACCCGCGGGAGGGAAAUGAACAAAACGACUAUGAUACUCGCAGUGAAGCCAGUGAUUCCCAGUCUGAGUCUGUUUCCUUCUCGGAUGGAGAGUCUGUGCAUUCAGCUUCGGGCUCAGAGGCAUCAGAUGAGGAAAGCAAAGAGAAGAAGCACACUAGAGGGAUAUCACCAAUCCUUUUUGAUAGAAGUGGAAGUUCAGCUUCAGAAUCAUAUACAGGGUCUGAAAAGAAACAUGAGAAACUGUCGUCUUCUGUCAGAGCUGUGAGGAAGGAUCAAACCAGCAAGCUGCAGUACAUCCUGAGAGAGGCCAGGUUAUUUCUAAUUAAGAGCAACAACCAUGAGAACGUAUCUCUGGCCAAAGCAAAGGGUGUGUGGUCCACUCUGCCUGUCAAUGAAAAAAAACUGAACGCAGCUUUCCGCUCUGCUCGGAGUGUUGUGCUAAUCUUCUCUGUCAGGGAGAGUGGAAAGUUUCAAGGUUUUGCACGUCUGUCCUCUGAGUCUCAUCAUGGAGGUUCUCCCAUUCACUGGGUUCUGCCCGCAGGCAUGAAUGCCAAGAUGCUUGGAGGAGUCUUCAAAAUUGACUGGAUUUGCAGGCGGGAAUUGCCUUUCACAAAAACGGCCCAUCUCUCAAACCCAUGGAAUGAGCACAAGCCUGUAAAGAUUGGACGUGAUGGACAGGAGAUUGAACCAGAUUGCGGGACACAGCUGUGCAUGCUCUUCCCCCCGGACGAGAGCAUUGACUUGUAUCAAGUCAUUCACAAAAUGCGCCACAAGAGGAGGAUGCACUCCGAGUCUCGAUCUCGGGGCAGACCCCCCCACAGAGAGCUGGCCCCACGAGACCUGGGAAGGCGUCGUCCAGAGGAAUAUGACAAGCACAACCGCAAGCGGCCCAAGAUUGAUUACCCUCCAGAAUUCCCCCAGAGACCAGGUUUUAUGCAAGACCUCCGCAAUCCACCUAUCGACAGGCGCUUCACUGGUGUUAGAAGAGAUGUUUUUCUCAAUGGAUCAUACAAUGACUAUAUGAGAGAAUUCCACCACAACAUUGGGCCUCCGCCAGCAUGGCAAGGAAUGGCGCCAUACCCUGGAAUUGAGCAUCCCCCCCAGCACCCAUACUAUCAGCAUCAUCCACCUCCGCCCCAUGCUCACCCUCCUUACUCCGGACACCACCCCAUGCCCCAUGAUGCCCGCUUUAGGGAGAAAAGGGUUGUUCGCUCUUUUGCCUCCAGUCUGCAUGACUAUGACAUGCGUGUGGACGACUUCCUGAGGCGCACACAGGCAGUGGUGAGUGGACGUAGGAGCCGCCAACGUGAACGUGACCGGCAAAGAGAGCAUGACAGGCCACGAGAUGGACGUCGUGACCGAGAGAGAGAGCGUGGCAGAGAACGCGAUCGUGAAAGAGAACGGAUUCGAGAUCGUGCGAGAGAGAAGGAGAGGGGCCGAUACCGGAGAUAGGGGAACAUGUUUAACCUUUUUUUUUUUUUUGGGAUAAUGUUUCAUUUAUUUUUAAUUUUUUUUAUUUUACAGUUGAACUGUUUAUUUGGAAGCUGAAUUACCUUUGAGUAUUUUUUUUUAAAUAUUUAUCUCAAAUCCCUGCAAUUGUUUGUAUCAUGCAGGCAGUGCAUCUGAACUGUGAAAACCAAAAAGCAUUUUUACCCUCAAAUCUUUUUUUUUUUUUUUUUUUUCAAUCAUCGGUUCUGUAGAUAAGCGUUGGUUCAGCAUUGUUGAGAAGGGUAUGUGUUUCCUUCCCACUUUUGAGUUGUGAGUAUACUGCCUGUUCCUUGCGUGGUUAUUACAGCUUUUUAAUGUCUUGCUUUCCAUUGUACAUUUAAAUUAAGUCAUAGGUGCCAUGGUGGUGCAGCUUAAUAUGACCAGUGUAUCAAGGUCGUUUCUUAAGCUUUGUUUGAAGCCAGGCUCGUUUUGUAUUGUUUUGACAGGGAAACAAGGUAUUCCCACAUUUGUUUCUGUUGUCCAGUGAAACGAUCAUAAAUGACAUGAAGGUUUGUAAAAUGACUUGUAAACCCAUUUGUGAUUGGAGAAGUAUCUUUUAUGGAUGCCUUUUGUACAAAUCAAAAAAUAAAUAAACAGAAACAUUUUGUUUUAA
Myxocyprinus asiaticus (Chinese sucker) is the source of this 2921-nucleotide messenger RNA. RefSeq names its product YTH domain-containing protein 1-like. NCBI's taxonomy places the organism in Eukaryota, Metazoa, Chordata, Actinopteri, Cypriniformes, Catostomidae. Gene Ontology annotation, cellular component: nucleoplasm. Gene Ontology annotation, biological process: mRNA splicing, via spliceosome; regulation of alternative mRNA splicing, via spliceosome. The record is from RefSeq and is a predicted model, not a curated record. Gene Ontology annotation, molecular function: N6-methyladenosine-containing RNA reader activity; mRNA binding. The transcript has 17 exons. Bases 170 to 2272 code for a protein of 700 amino acids.